Messenger RNA from Alligator mississippiensis (American alligator), 1136 nucleotides. RefSeq names its product acylphosphatase-2. Bases 746 to 1042 code for a protein of 98 amino acids. Gene Ontology annotation, molecular function: acylphosphatase activity. Lineage: Eukaryota; Metazoa; Chordata; Crocodylia; Alligatoridae. The transcript is spliced from 4 exons. The record is from RefSeq and is a predicted model, not a curated record.
UUCUGGCCCCCCCCCACAACACCCCCUCCCAGAGCUGGGGAGGACCCAGGUGUCCGGGCUCCCGGCCCCCUGCUCUCACCCCCACAGAGGCCUAGGGGACAUGGGGGGUACAGGGGGGGCUUCUCCCUGCGGGGCCCCCAGGUGUCCGGGCUCCCGGCCCCCUGCUCUCACCCCCACAGAGGCCUAGGGGACAUGGGGGGUACAGGGGGGGCUUCUCCCUGCGGGGCCCCCAGGUGUCCAGGGUCCCGGCCGCCUGCUCUCACCCCCAUAGAGACCUAGGGGACAUGGGGGGUACAGGGGGGGCUUCUCCCUGCGGGGCCCCCAGGUGUCCAGGGUCCCGGCCCCCUGCUCUCACCCCCAUAGAGACCUAGGGGACAUGGGGGGUACAGGGGGGGCUUCUCCCUGCGGGGCCCCCAGGUGUCCAGGGUCCCGGCCCCCUGCUCUCACCCCCACAGAGGCCUAGGGGACAUGGGGGGUACAGGGGGGGCUUCUCCCUGCGGGGCCCCCAGGUGUCCAGGGUCCCGGCCCCCUGCUCUCACCCCCACAGAGACCUAGGGGACAUGGGGGGUACAGGGGGGGCUUCUCCCUGCGGGGCCCCCAGGUGUCCGGGGUCCCUGUCCGGGGGGUCCCCCCUGUCCCUAAGGAGUGGGGGAGGGGCGGGCACUGCGGCCACAGCCCGAUAUAGUAACAGGCGGACGGACACGGGUGGCUGCGGCGGCUCGGAUAACCCACCCCCGCCCCCACCAUGGCGGCCCCCGGGCUCUGGGCUUUCGACUACGAGAUCUACGGGGAUGUGCAGGGUGUCUUCUUCAGGAAGUACACGGAGGAGCAAGGCCGGAAGCUGGGCCUGGCGGGCUGGGUGCGCAACACGCCGCGCGGGACGGUGACGGGGCAGGUGCAAGGGCCCAAGGACAAAGUGGAGAUCAUGAGGAACUGGCUGCGCAGCGUGGGCAGCCCCAUGUCCCGCAUCGACCGGGCCGUCUUCUCCAACGAGCGGGAGGUCCGUGCCCUGGAGUUCACCGGCUUCAGCACCAAGUACUAGCCCGGCGCCCCAGCCCUGCCCGCUGCCCCGGAGCAGGGUCCCUGCCUGUCCCCGCGCUGUGCUGGGGACUCAGUAAAGGAGAGAGCAAAACCCA